Emiliania huxleyi CCMP1516 is the source of this 468-nucleotide messenger RNA. RefSeq lists its product as hypothetical. The transcript is spliced from 3 exons. The record is from RefSeq and is a predicted model, not a curated record. Bases 1 to 468 code for a protein of 155 amino acids. Lineage: Eukaryota; Haptophyta; Isochrysidales; Noelaerhabdaceae.
AUGCGAUCUGCCGUUCUGCUUGCCCUCGUGGCGCCUGCCUGCGCCUCGCCCUCGCUCACGCCGCCUCGCCGACCGACGAGCCCCGCGCUGCGACCGCUCCCGCGCUCCUCCGCCGACUCCGUCCGCCGGCUGCGCGGCGGCGACGACGGGCCUGUCGCCGGGCUGCAGCGCGCCUACCUCGGGGUGCCUAUCGCGACGCGCAGCUGGCUCAGCGCGGUGCUCGGGCUUGCCGCCCUCUCGCAGGCCGGCCUGGUCUCGGAGGAGGCGCUGACGGUCGACGCCGCCGCCUUCUCCGGCCGGCUUCAGCUCUGGCGGCCGCUGACAGCGGCGGCCUUUGUCGGCGGCGUCGGGCCGCAGCUGCUACAGAAGCUGUACUACGGCAUCUCGAAGCGCGGGGGAUUCCGCUGGGAGCAACACGGAGCUCCGUUGGACGCGUUUUCAAGAUUAGCGUGUCAGAGCCUAAAUUAG